Molecule: messenger RNA, 1957 nt
Organism: Gracilinanus agilis (Agile Gracile Mouse Opossum)
Lineage: Eukaryota; Metazoa; Chordata; Mammalia; Didelphimorphia; Didelphidae
Gene: TRMT6
Product: tRNA methyltransferase 6 non-catalytic subunit
Exons: 11
Coding region: 41-1558 (505 amino acids)
Biological process (GO): tRNA methylation
Cellular component (GO): tRNA (m1A) methyltransferase complex; nucleus
Source: RefSeq, a predicted model, not a curated record
AAGCGGCGCGUGGUGCCAGAGCUUUGGGCAAUCAAAUCUUAUGGAAGGAGCGAAGGGAGAGGGGCCGGCUGGAGGAGGCGCCAUGGAGAAGUGCGUGGAGCAACCUGGCCAGCAGGACCACCACAUUCGGGAUGGGGACUUUGUGGUGCUGAAGAGAGAGGACGUAUUCAAAGCCGUACAAGUGCAGCGGAGAAAAAAAGUUACCUUUGAGAAACAGUGGUUUUUUUUGGAUAAUGUCAUUGGGCACAGUUAUGGAACUGCAUUUGAAGUAUCUAAUAGUGGGAACCUUCAACCUAAGAAGAUGAUGGAAGAGAUCACUUCAGAAACUAAAGAAGCUGGAAUUGAUAAUCGAAAUAUAGUUGAUGAUGGAAAGUCUCAGAAACUUACUCAAGAUGACAUAAAGGCUUUGAAGGACAAAGGCAUUAAAGGAGAGGAAAUUGUUCAGCAGUUAAUUGAAAAUAGUACAACAUUCCGAGAUAAGACAGAAUUCGCCCAAGAUAAAUAUAUAAAGAAGAAGAAGAAAAAAUAUGAAGCAAUCAUUACUGUUGUGAAGCCAUCUACCCGUAUUCUUUCAAUUAUGUAUUAUGCAAGAGAACCUGGAAAAAUUAACUACAUGCGAUAUGAUACACUGGCCCAGAUGUUGACUUUGGGAAAUAUCCAUGCUGGCAAUAAAAUGGUUGUGAUGGAAACUUGUGCAGGAUUGGUGCUGGGUGCUGUAAUGGAGCGGAUGGGGGGUUUUGGGUCAAUCAUACAGAUGUACCCUGGAGGUGGUCCUGUUCGAGCAGCAACAACUUGUUUUGGAUUUCCAAAAUCUUUCUUUAAUAAUCUUUAUGAAUUCCCCCUUGGCAAAGUGAACAGUCUUCUAAAUGGAACAUUUUCUUCUAAAGCUUUGCCUUCAGAAUCCAUCAGUGUUUCAGUAGAAGAAAACAAUGGCAUUCUUCUUGAUGACCUACAGACUUCUCCAAAGGAGAAAGAAGAAAACAUCGCUGAAGUUAUAGAAAACAACCAUCCUCAACAAGAAACAAUGGAGAUCAUUUCUCAAGAACCAGAAUUCAAGGAGCACAAAGAAAGAGGAAGUAAAAAAGACUAUAUUCAAGAAUUCCAAAGAAAACAAGAACAACAGAAGAAAAGACAGAUAGAAGCUGCUGCUCUAUUGAGUGAAAGAAAUGCAGAUGGUUUAAUUAUAGCCAGUCGAUACCACCCAACACCACUGGCUCUUUCUUUGUUGGAAUUUGUUGCUCCUUCAAGACCUUUUGUUAUCUACUGUCAUUAUAAAGAGCCACUCGUAGAGUGUUAUACAAAAUUAAGAGAAAAAGGAGGAGUUAUUAAUCUCAGGCUAUCAGAAACCUGGCUCAGAAAUUAUCAGGUUCUGCCGGAUCGAAGUCAUCCCAAACUGAUGAUGAGUGGAGGUGGAGGUUAUCUUCUCUCAGGCAUCACUGUUGCCAAUGAUAAACAAAAAUCAGAGUCCUGUACAUUAGAGUCACAAAAAACUGAAGAGCCAACAGCUAAAAAGCGGAAAAUUCAGGAGUCUGACUCAGCCCUUGAAGAUCUACCUUGAUUUUACUUCUAAGGAGUCUUUGAGUUAGCAAUUCACUUACUUAACAUGCCAUUACCAAUUGCUUCUUGGUACCAGAAGAGCAUGUUUACACAACCAUUCUUGGAAACCUGGUUGUGUUAAUGUAUUUUAAUGAAACAUUUCCCAGUUAACACCUGGCUGUUGGGAAGGGGAAAAAACCUCCAAGCCUCUUUGCAGACAAAGGUGUUGGAUCCAUCACAGUAUGAAGCUGCCAGAAAAACCAAAGCUCUUUGGCAUGAAAUGAUGUUUGACUUAACCAAGUUCACUUGUGUGUCUUAAAAUUGUAUGACAAUUAGUGUCUUAAAAUUUCAGAUAAAGUAAGAAAGAUAAUCCCCAUCACAUUUUGUAUAUAGGACUCAAUUUGGUGUUAACAGCUGACAC